CGUGGCUUCGGGUAUAUAAGACGCCACGCUGGCCGCUCCAAGGCAGGGCACAAAGGAGACCGGUGCCAUGAAGACUUGGGUGGUAAUACUCCUGCUGGCUACAGCUUUAGGGUCGCCCGUCCCCGAUGACGAUGACGACUGUGAAGGGUACACAGUGAGGUAUUCCACCUCUGACAGUGAUGGCGGUUCUUCUUCUUCAAGUUCUUCUUCUUCAUCUUCCAGUUCAUCUUCUUCAACUUCCUCCGCCGACGGUGGUGGAGCCUCUUCUUCCGUCGACAUUUCGAAACCUUCUCUGACUGUUGUUUCUUACACUGUUCCAAAAGCGGAAGCUGCUGCUCCAUCUGUUUCAGCUCCUGCUCCGAAGGUGGAAGUGGAUGACGGUCCAUCUGUUCAGGAAGCCACUGCUCAGUUCAUGGCUACAUGGAGGGCUGCUUCUGCUGCUGCCACAGCUGCUGCUAAAGCUGCUCCCGAUGUCAACAUUAUCAUGGGAGCAAGUCGAUUCAGACAACCAGCUGCCCCGGGAACACAUGCUGCUGCUGCUGCUUACUCUGCAUCCUACUCUGCUGGACCACGCGGACCAGUGGGUCCAACCCCAGAGGUGCAGAAAGCUACUGCUGAGUUCAUGGCUGCCUGGAACCAGGCAGCAGCGAGGGCUGCCAAGAUUGAAGCUACCCUCGUGAGAGCCACUCCAACUGGUGCCUUCACCGUACAGAUGCCUCAGCAGGUCCAGGUAACUGAAGAGGUAAGAAGAGCCACAGAAGAGUUCAUGGCUGCCUACAACAAGGCUGCCCAGCGAGCAGUCACUGUAGAAUCUGCAGCACUUGCUCUCCCAAGACCAGUCCAGCCAACAGCUGCAGUGCAGCGUGCUACAGCUUCCUUCAUGGCUUCCUUUGAGGCUGCUGCCAGGCAGGCAUCCGCCAUCAGGCAAGCCGUGACAUACUCAGCAGGAGCUCCUUCACCAGUGCAGCCUACUGAUGAGGUCAGAAGGGCAACAGAACGAUUCAUGGCAGCCUGGAAUCAGGCCGCGGCCAGAGUUAGCAGCAUUCAGCCAACCAUCUACCAGGUGGCAGGAGCCGCUCCUGGUGAAACACCCAGGAUUGUGGAUGGGGUUCCCCAGUUCACUGUAGCACAGGAGAAAGCCUCUGCUGAGUUCAUGAAGAUCUGGAGGGCUGCUGCUGCUGCUGCACAGGCUGCUCCUGACGUCAACAUCAUUAUGGGAGCUACACAAUAUGGACAACCAGCUGCUCCUGCACCAGCUGCUCCUCGUGCUCCUGUUGCUGUACCUUAUUCAGCUGCACCACUUAAGCCAGUAGGCCCUACCCCAGAGGUGCAAAGAGCUACUGCUGAGUUCAUGGCUGCCUGGAACAAGGCAGCAGCGAGGGCUGCCAAGAUUGAAGCGACCUUAGUAAAAACUACUCCGACUGGUGCCUUCACCGUACACAUGCCUCAGCAGGUCCAGGUAACUGAAGAGGUAAGAAGAGCCACAGAAGAGUUCAUGGCUGCCUACAACAAGGCUGCCCAGCGAGCAGUCACUGUAGAAUCUGCAGCACUUGCUCUCCCAAGACCAGUCCAGCCAACAGCUGCAGUGCAGCGUGCUACAGCUUCCUUCAUGGCUUCCUUUGAGGCUGCUGCCAGGCAGGCAUCCGCCAUCAGGCAAGCCGUGACAUACUCAGCAGGAGCUCCUUCACCAGUGCAGCCUACUGAUGAGGUCAGAAGGGCAACAGAACGAUUCAUGGCAGCCUGGAAUCAGGCCGCGGCCAGAGUUCGCAGCAUUCAGCCAACCAUCUACCAGGUGGCAGGAGCCGCUCCUGGUGAAGCACCCAGGAUUGUGGAUGGAGUUCCCCAGUUCACUAUUGCACAGGAAAAAGCCACCGCUGAGUUCAUGAAGAUCUGGAGGGCUGCUGCUGCUGCUGCUGAAGCUGCUCCUGAUGUCAACAUCAUUAUGGGAGCCAGUCAACUCAGACAGCCAGCUGGCCCACCAGCUCGAGCGGCUGUUCCAUAUUCUGCACCAGCACCGGCUGCUCCUCGUCCUCCUGUUGCUCCAACCUAUUCUGCUGCACCACCCAUGCCUGUGGGACCUACUCCAGAGGUGCAAAGAGCUACUGCUGAGUUCAUGGCUGCCUGGAACAAGGCAGCAGCGAGGGCUGCCAAGAUUGAAGCUACCUUAGUAAAAACUACUCCGACUGGUGCCUUCACCGUACACAUGCCACAGCAGGUCCAGGUAACUGAAGAGGUAAGAAGAGCCACAGAAGAAUUCAUGGCUGCCUACAACAAGGCUGCCCAGCGAGCAGUCACUGUAGAAUCUGCAGCACUUGCUCUCCCAAGACCAGUCCAGCCAACAGCUGCAGUGCAGCGUGCUACAGCUUCCUUCAUGGCUUCCUUUGAGGCUGCUGCCAGGCAGGCAUCCGCCAUCAGGCAAGCCGUGACAUACUCAGCAGGAGCUCCUUCACCAGUGCAGCCUACUGAUGAGGUCAGAAGGGCAACAGAACAAUUCAUGGCAGCCUGGAAUCAGGCCGCGGCCAGAGUUCGCAGCAUUCAGCCAACCAUCUACCAGGUGGCAGGAGCUGCUCCUGGUGAAGCACCCAGGAUUGUGGAUGGGGUUCCCCAGUUCACUGUAGCACAAGAAAAAGCCUCUGCUGAGUUUAUGAAGAUCUGGAGGGCUGCUGCUGCUGCUGCUGAAGCUGCUCCUGAUGUCAACAUCAUUAUGGGAGCUAGUCAACUCAGACAGCCAGCCGCUCCACGAGCUCCAUCACCUGUAGCUUAUUCUGCACCGGCACCUGCUGCUCCUCGUCCUCCUGUUGCUCCAACCUAUUCUGCUGCACCACCCAUGCCUGUGGGACCUACCCCAGAGGUGCAGAGGGCUACUGCUGAGUUCAUGGCUGCCUGGAACCAGGCAGCAGCGAGGGCUGCCAAGAUUGAAGCUACCCUCGUGAGAGCCACUCCAACUGGUGCCUUCACCGUACAGAUGCCUCAGCAGGUCCAGGUAACUGAAGAGGUAAGAAGAGCCACAGAAGAGUUCAUGGCUGCCUACAACAAGGCUGCCCAGCGAGCAGUCACUGUAGAAUCUGCAGCACUUGCUCUCCCAAGACCAGUCCAGCCAACAGCUGCAGUGCAGCGUGCUACAGCUUCCUUCAUGGCUUCCUUUGAGGCUGCUGCCAGGCAGGCAUCCGCCAUCAGGCAAGCCGUGACAUACUCAGCAGGAGCUCCUUCACCAGUGCAGCCUACUGAUGAGGUCAGAAGGGCAACAGAACGAUUCAUGGCAGCCUGGAAUCAGGCCGCGGCCAGAGUUCGCAGCAUUCAGCCAACCAUCUACCAGGUGGCAGGAGCUGCUCCUGGCGAAGCACCCAGGGUUGUGGAUGGGGUUCCCCAGUUCACUGUAGCACAGGAGAGAGCCUCUGCUGAGUUCAUGAAGAUCUGGAGGGCUGCUGCUGCUGCUGCACAGGCUGCUCCUGACGUCAACAUCAUUAUGGGAGCUACACAAUAUGGACAACCAGCUGCUCCUGCACCAGCUGCUCCUCGUGCUCCUGUUGCUGUACCUUAUUCAGCUGCACCACUUAAGCCAGUAGGCCCUACCCCAGAGGUGCAAAGAGCUACUGCUGAGUUCAUGGCUGCCUGGAACAAGGCAGCAGCGAGGGCUGCCAAGAUUGAAGCGACCUUAGUAAAAACUACUCCGACUGGUGCCUUCACCGUACACAUGCCUCAGCAGGUCCAGGUAACUGAAGAGGUAAGAAGAGCCACAGAAGAGUUCAUGGCUGCCUACAACAAGGCUGCCCAGCGAGCAGUCACUGUAGAAUCUGCAGCACUUGCUCUCCCAAGACCAGUCCAGCCAACAGCUGCAGUGCAGCGUGCUACAGCUUCCUUCAUGGCUUCCUUUGAGGCUGCUGCCAGGCAGGCAUCCGCCAUCAGGCAAGCCGUGACAUACUCAGCAGGAGCUCCUUCACCAGUGCAGCCUACUGAUGAGGUCAGAAGGGCAACAGAACGAUUCAUGGCAGCCUGGAAUCAGGCCGCGGCCAGAGUUCGCAGCAUUCAGCCAACCAUCUACCAGGUGGCAGGAGCCGCUCCUGGUGAAGCACCCAGGAUUGUGGAUGGAGUUCCCCAGUUCACUAUUGCACAGGAAAAAGCCACCGCUGAGUUCAUGAAGAUCUGGAGGGCUGCUGCUGCUGCUGCUGAAGCUGCUCCUGAUGUCAACAUCAUUAUGGGAGCCAGUCAACUCAGACAGCCAGCUGGCCCACCAGCUCCAGCGGCUGUUCCAUAUUCUGCACCAGCACCGGCUGCUCCUCGUCCUCCUGUUGCUCCAACCUAUUCUGCUGCACCACCCAUGCCUGUGGGACCUACUCCAGAGGUGCAGAGGGCUACUGCUGAGUUCAUGGCUGCCUGGAACAAGGCAGCAGCGAGGGCUGCCAAGAUUGAAGCUACCUUAGUAAAAACUACUCCGACUGGUGCCUUCACCGUACACAUGCCACAACAGGUCCAGGUAACUGAAGAGGUAAGAAGAGCCACAGAAGAGUUCAUGGCUGCCUACAACAAGGCUGCCCAGCGAGCAGUCACUGUAGAAUCUGCAGCACUUGCUCUCCCAAGACCAGUCCAGCCAACAGCUGCAGUGCAGCGUGCUACAGCUUCCUUCAUGGCUUCCUUUGAGGCUGCUGCCAGGCAGGCAUCCGCCAUCAGGCAAGCCGUGACAUACUCAGCAGGAGCUCCUUCACCAGUGCAGCCUACUGAUGAGGUCAGAAGGGCAACAGAACAAUUCAUGGCAGCCUGGAAUCAGGCCGCGGCCAGAGUUCGCAGCAUUCAGCCAACCAUCUACCAGGUGGCAGGAGCUGCUCCUGGUGAAGCACCCAGGAUUGUGGAUGGGGUUCCCCAGUUCACUGUAGCACAAGAAAAAGCCUCUGCUGAGUUUAUGAAGAUCUGGAGGGCUGCUGCUGCUGCUGCUGAAGCUGCUCCUGAUGUCAACAUCAUUAUGGGAGCUAGUCAACUCAGACAGCCAGCCGCUCCACGAGCUCCAUCACCUGUAGCUUAUUCUGCACCGGCACCUGCUGCUCCUCGUCCUCCUGUUGCUCCAACCUAUUCUGCUGCACCACCCAUGCCUGUGGGACCUACCCCAGAGGUGCAGAGGGCUACUGCUGAGUUCAUGGCUGCCUGGAACCAGGCAGCAGCGAGGGCUGCCAAGAUUGAAGCUACCCUCGUGAGAGCCACUCCAACUGGUGCCUUCACCGUACAGAUGCCUCAGCAGGUCCAGGUAACUGAAGAGGUAAGAAGAGCCACAGAAGAGUUCAUGGCUGCCUACAACAAGGCUGCCCAGCGAGCAGUCACUGUAGAAUCUGCAGCACUUGCUCUCCCAAGACCAGUCCAGCCAACAGCUGCAGUGCAGCGUGCUACAGCUUCCUUCAUGGCUUCCUUUGAGGCUGCUGCCAGGCAGGCAUCCGCCAUCAGGCAAGCCGUGACAUACUCAGCAGGAGCUCCUUCACCAGUGCAGCCUACUGAUGAGGUCAGAAGGGCAACAGAACAAUUCAUGGCAGCCUGGAAUCAGGCCGCGGCCAGAGUUCGCAGCAUUCAGCCAACCAUCUACCAGGUGGCAGGAGCCGCUCCUGGCGAAGCACCCAGGGUUGUGGAUGGGGUUCCCCAGUUCACUGUAGCACAGGAGAGAGCCUCUGCUGAGUUCAUGAAGAUCUGGAGGGCUGCUGCUGCUGCUGCACAGGCUGCUCCUGAUGUCAACAUCAUUAUGGGAGCCAGUCAACUCAGGCAGCCAGCUGCCCCAGCACCAUUGGCUCCACAUGCUCCUGUUGCUGUGGCAUACUCAGGCACACCACCUGUAUAUGUGAGCGACUGCCCAUAGAGUGUAUCAUCAAAAAUAACGACAGAUCAUGUGUUUUGAAUGGAAGAUAUAUGUUUUUUUAAAUAUCUAAAAAUAUAUGUUAAUGGAAGUGUAAAUAAAGGGAAGCAAAUCCGGAA
Messenger RNA from Portunus trituberculatus (swimming crab), 5949 nucleotides. Its product is annotated as mucin-19-like. The record is from RefSeq and is a predicted model, not a curated record. Bases 68 to 5833 code for a protein of 1921 amino acids. The transcript has 3 exons. Lineage: Eukaryota; Metazoa; Arthropoda; Malacostraca; Decapoda; Portunidae.